CCGCCCACCAAUGGGAGCCCACCGUCGCCCCCCGAGCCCCACCCCGGAGCCCCUUUUCCGGCGUCUCCAUGGAAACGCGCGAGGAGGCGGGGCCGUUCCCACGGCGACCGAGGGGUGGAGCGAUCCGAUUGGUCCGCGCCGCCGGAAGGGAGGUGGGGCUGAAGGCGGAAGUGCGGCGCGCAGACCGGAAGUGCUGCACAUAAGCCGUGAAAGAACGGCCAUGGAAGCACCGGACCGCGGAAUCCUCGGGGACGGAACGGAGCUCUGAGGGCCCAACUCCUCUGCAAUGAACGCGGAGCGCAGCGCCCUGCCGGGCCCAGCAGGGCCUCAUCCAGCCUGGCCUUGAAAGCCUCCAGGGACGGGAGGCACCCGGCGCAGCGCCGGUCGCCCUCCGUACCGGCUUUAUUGCCUUCCAUUGACGCCUCGAUCUGCCCUUUUGAGCUCGAAACCCUGCCCUUUUCUUCUGUCGGCACAGAUCCCGACGAGGAGUCACCGCCUCCUGUCCCGCGGGACCCAAGGAGGGACGGAAGAGGAGUUCCGACCCUCCCGCCGUUUUCUCGGUCCUUCCCGGGCCGGGAGCUCCGCCUCCGAACGCCGGCGCUGAGGUAGAAGGGGAUGCGGAGCUCACCACCGGAAGUGCGGCUCUGAGACCGGAAGUGACGGGUGACACCGGAAGUGCCCGCGGGGGACGCUCGGAGCGGCGCGCUGAGGUCUCGCGAUCUUAUUGGUUGAGAUGGAAGACGGCGCUUCAGCCCCUGUCACUGCAGCCAAUCAGCAACGAGCAGUGCGAAGUCUAGCCAAUGAGGGAGGAGUGCGCAACGAGUCGGCCAAUGGAAGACCCACCGGCACAGAGACGGCCAAUGGGGUCACAGCGGCGAUGGCUGCGGUGUCCAAUCAGGUGUUAGCAGGGCUGGCGUCAGCCAAUGAGGAUGCUUGGGAUUGGCGGAGUGAGGGGGCGUGGCUCCGGGCGCCAUGUUGGGGUGGGGGCGAGGAUGUGUGGGUCACGUGGGACGGCAGCAGGGUGUCCACCAAUCAGUGCGGGAGUCCCCAAAAGUGGCACCCGGACCCCCGAAAUGCAGCGAAUGACCCCGAGAUCCCAGUGCAUGGCCCCAAAAACCCAACAAUCGGCCCCAAAAAUCCCACGGAAAUCCCAGAAAACGUAACCGAUGUCAACAAGAACCCAACUGAGCUCAGCAGCGACCCCAAAAACCCAACAAUCGACCCCAAAAUCCCCACGGAAAUCCCUGGAAAUGUAACCGAUGUCAAUAAGAACCCAAUGGAGCUCAACAGAGCCCCCAAAGCCCCCAUAAUCCACCCCAAAAACCCAACCCAAGACCCCAGGAACCCAACCGACAUCAACACGACCCCGACUGAAACCCACAAAGACCCCAAAAACGCAACAAUUGACCCCACAAACCGAAAUGUUGCCAAGCAGACCCCGACUGAAGACCCCAAGGCCCCCAAAAACCCAACGAUUGACCCCAAAAACCCACGAGAAGACCCCCAAAAUCCCAGGCAAGACCCCAAAACCCCAAAAGAAGACUCCCACCCCACCGCCGGCUGGUGGCUGAGCCCCGACUCCUCCUUCUCCAAGCUGAUUCUCCGCCGUGGCCGCGGUGUGGAGCGCCCUGGGUUGGGGUCUUGGUGCUGCGUUCUACUGGAGCCCCCCCAAACUGCUGGGAACGGCCGUUGGGAUCCCCAAAAUGAGACAAAUGACCCCGAAAAUCCAACGGAGGACCUCCGAAAACCGACUGAGGUCCGUAAGGAUCUCCGAAGCGCGACGGGAGGCCCCGAAAACCCAACGGUGGGCCCCAAAAAUGGAAGGAAAGACCCCAAAAAUUCGACUGAGGAGCUCCAGAAUUCGAAGGAAGACCCCAAAAAAGGCGAUUGAUGUCAACCAGAACCCAACGCAGGACCCCAAAAACUCAACAGAUGGCCCCAAAUGCUCAGCAGAGGACCCCGAUUGCCCCAUAGAUACCAAUGAGAACCCAGCUGGCAGCUACAAAAACCCCAAAAACUCGACGGAAGAACCACGAAUCCCAAGAAAUGACCCCCAAAACCUAAGAGAAGAUCCCAAAAUCCCAAAGGAAGACCCCAAAAUUCCAAGAAAAGGACCCCAAAACCCAACUGACAUCAAUCGAAACCCAACAGAAGACCCCGAAACCCGAAUGGAAGACCCCAAAAACCCAAUCAGCCUCAACCAAACCCCAACGGAAGACCCCAAAACCCCAAAGGAUGCCGAUCAAAAGGCAGAAGACCUCAAAAUCCGAAGAAAAGACCCCAAAAGCCAAACGG
This is a messenger RNA of Meleagris gallopavo (turkey), 2295 nucleotides long. Lineage: Eukaryota; Metazoa; Chordata; Aves; Galliformes; Phasianidae. The record is from RefSeq and is a predicted model, not a curated record.